Messenger RNA from Exserohilum turcica Et28A, 609 nucleotides. RefSeq lists its product as uncharacterized. Gene Ontology annotation, biological process: mycotoxin biosynthetic process. Lineage: Eukaryota; Fungi; Ascomycota; Dothideomycetes; Pleosporales; Pleosporaceae. The record is from RefSeq and is a predicted model, not a curated record. The transcript has 4 exons. Bases 1 to 609 code for a protein of 202 amino acids.
AUGCAAGAUGUGGGCAUUUCAUACAAAGAGGUGCAGUUCAAUGGCUCAUUAUUAAUGUCCAAUGUGUAUCGUCUGGAUGCUGGUCCUGAAGUCGACGCAGCGUGGAAGUCUUUGGGUGUAGACUACCAUGCGGCCAGAGUGCCUGUGGAGGAGGCACAGCGCUCUGGCAUUGCAGCAGAUCAAGUCAAGAUCAAAGAAGAAUACGGCGGUGGAUACCCGGCUCACGUAGAGGGUUUGCACCACCUCCACUGUUUGAAUCUGCUGCGCAAGUCUUUAGCUUGGAAUUUUGACUACUACCGGAAGCAAGGCCUGGGCCCUUUCUCCAACGAUGCAAACAUCCUCAAGCACCAUGUCACACACUGUCUCGAUACCCUACGCCAGCAACUCAUGUGCGUUGUGGAUGUCGCGGUCCUGGGUCAGGUGUGGUAUCAGCCCCCUGGCAAGGCAUUGCAGGCGUUUGUGGAUUUCAACACUGUGCACACGUGCCGUAACUUUGAUGCGAUUAGAGAAUGGGCAGAGAAGCACCAGUUGCCGAAUCAGGGAGACACGCCCAGUGAUUUUCUCGCCUUACCCAAGGCGGGUGAUCGGAUAUACCAUGCAGUGCCUUAG